Didymella exigua CBS 183.55 is the source of this 1539-nucleotide messenger RNA. RefSeq names its product Gtr1/RagA G domain-containing protein. Gene Ontology annotation, biological process: positive regulation of TOR signaling; cellular response to starvation; cellular response to amino acid stimulus. The record is from RefSeq and is a predicted model, not a curated record. Gene Ontology annotation, cellular component: nucleus; fungal-type vacuole membrane; Gtr1-Gtr2 GTPase complex. The coding region runs from base 276 to 1370 and encodes 364 amino acids. Gene Ontology annotation, molecular function: GTPase activity; GTP binding. Lineage: Eukaryota; Fungi; Ascomycota; Dothideomycetes; Pleosporales; Didymellaceae. The transcript has 5 exons.
GGACGACGUAACUGACACUUAUCAGACAGCACCUCGAUCCCCCGGCGCCGCGUGCUCCUUCCUGAUCAGAGAACUCGCCCAAUCAGCCACUCACAGCCCGGAAAUUGGGAAGGAACAUCCUUGCAGCCCUAACGCUCCCGUCGGCUCUCUGUCAUCGUUCGAAUCGAGGUCGACGUCCAGAAGCCUAGGGAACGCAUACACACCGCUGCGUUGACCGUGCGCGCAAAGAAAAAGCUAUUACUAUUGCCAUAUCGCUAUUGCACCGGAACCCAACGAUGGAGGACCUACCUAGCGCCGAUCAGCCGCCGGUCGACUUCAGUCAACAGUACCACACAGGCCGUGUCCCAAAUAGUAAAGGGAGAGAUGGGAAGCCUAGGUUACUUCUCAUGGGCCAGAGGAGGAGUGGCAAGUCGUCGAUAGCCAAUGUAGUGUUCCACAAGCUACCUCCAAGCGAAACGCUGUUUCUCGAGACCACUUAUAGGAUAAAGAAGGAAUCGAUGCACUCGUUUAUGGACUUCCAAGUGUGGGAUCUGCCUGGCCACCUGGACUACUUUGACCCUGCAUUUGAUACAGAUAACAUCUUCGACGAAAUAGGCGCGCUCAUCUGGGUCAUUGACGCACAAGACGAGUAUCUUGACGCCAUCCAGAGGCUCAACUUCACGAUCCUCAACCUUCAACAUUCGUACCCCAACAUCAACAUUGAAGUCUUCGUUCAUAAAGUCGACGGGCUAUCAGAUGACUUCCGAGGCGACACAUUCCGCGACAUCAUUCAACGAGUACAGGACGAGCUCAGCGAUAACGGCUAUGAGCAAGCACCCAUCUCUUUCUACCAAACCAGCAUCUACGACCACUCCAUAUUCGAAGGCUUCAGCAAAGUCAUCCAGAAGCUUAUACCGCAACUACCGACGCUCGAAGCGCUCCUUAACAACCUCUGCGCUGCGUGCAACAUCGAGAAGGCCUAUCUAUUCGACAUCAUGAGCAAAAUCUACGUAGCCACCGACACCACGCCGACAGACAUUGGGAACUACGAGAUCUGUUCAGACUACAUCGAUGUCGUUGUAGACGUGGCUGAAAUCUACGGGUACGAGCGUGAGAACCAGACGCCUGAAGAAGAGUUGCUCGAGAAGGGCAACGGAGACGCAGAAAGCCUGAUCACCAUGGAGCGUAGGGGGGCCAGGUAUCUGUACUUACGGGAGCUGAACAAGUAUCUCGCGCUCGUCUGCAUCAUGGGUGACGACAGUCCCGCUGAGAAGAAGGCCAUCAUCGACUACAAUGUCGGUGUGUUCCAGGCAGGAUUGAGGAAGGUGUUCCCCAAGGGCGACCGGGAGGCCCACAUCGAGAUUGUGGCCACAAACGAUGCAGCUUCAUAGAGGAGUCUCAUCUCACUGUGCCGAAACACGAUGAAGGGCGAGGGGCGGAUCUUCCGCGGGCGACGACCAGAACAGUGAGUGGCGUCUAUAUGUACUUCACAAGCACAAAAACCAUCGUCUGCAAAGCAUACAGGCGAUACAAAUGCAAUUACCAAGCCGCAACACCAAG